AUGGACUAUAUGAACGAAGUCUUUAAAAACGUAGAAGUUUAUCAGAAUGGACAACUUAUAUACUAUCAGCAUAAUUAACCUGGUAAAGAAGAAAAUCAUUUGAUUGAUGACUUAAUUGCUAAAUUUGAUUUUAGUUUGCAACAAACUUAAACUAAUAAUCAAAUCAUUGAUUAAUUUUCUUAGAUGAACUUCCAAGAUAAUUGA
Messenger RNA from Paramecium pentaurelia, 204 nucleotides. The record is from the annotation of a GenBank genome assembly. NCBI's taxonomy places the organism in Eukaryota, Ciliophora, Oligohymenophorea, Peniculida, Parameciidae.